Messenger RNA from Lutra lutra (Eurasian river otter), 1683 nucleotides. RefSeq names its product tubulin beta class I (gene TUBB). The transcript has 4 exons. The record is from RefSeq and is a predicted model, not a curated record. Bases 165 to 1499 code for a protein of 444 amino acids. Gene Ontology annotation, molecular function: GTPase activity; GTP binding; structural constituent of cytoskeleton. NCBI's taxonomy places the organism in Eukaryota, Metazoa, Chordata, Mammalia, Carnivora, Mustelidae. Gene Ontology annotation, cellular component: cytoplasm; microtubule. Gene Ontology annotation, biological process: mitotic cell cycle; microtubule cytoskeleton organization.
CUCAGAACCUUCCUGCGGCUGCGUUCGGACCUCGCUGCUCCAGCCUCCAGGACACGUCCCAUCCUUCCAGCCCGAGACUAGCAGUAUAGAAAAAAAAAUUCCAUAUCAUUUCUUGCCCCGUACACACCUUGAGGCGAGCAAAAAAAUUAAAAUAAAUUUUAACAAUGAGGGAAAUCGUGCACAUCCAGGCCGGUCAGUGUGGCAACCAGAUCGGUGCCAAGUUCUGGGAGGUAAUCAGUGAUGAACACGGCAUCGACCCCACUGGAACCUACCAUGGUGAUAGCGACCUGCAGCUGGAUCGCAUCUCCGUGUACUACAAUGAAGCUACAGGUGGCAAAUAUGUUCCUCGUGCUAUCUUGGUGGAUCUAGAACCCGGGACCAUGGACUCUGUUCGCUCAGGUCCUUUUGGGCAGAUAUUCAGACCAGACAACUUUGUUUUUGGUCAGUCUGGGGCAGGCAACAACUGGGCCAAAGGCCAUUACACAGAGGGGGCUGAGCUGGUUGACUCAGUCCUGGAUGUGGUGAGGAAGGAGGCAGAGAGCUGUGACUGCCUACAGGGCUUCCAGCUGACCCACUCACUGGGUGGGGGCACAGGCUCUGGAAUGGGCACCUUGCUCAUCAGCAAGAUCCGAGAAGAGUAUCCUGACCGCAUCAUGAACACCUUCAGUGUGGUACCCUCACCCAAAGUGUCUGACACUGUGGUUGAGCCCUACAAUGCCACCCUCUCCGUCCAUCAGUUGGUAGAGAACACAGAUGAGACCUACUGCAUUGACAACGAGGCUCUUUAUGACAUCUGCUUCCGCACUCUCAAGCUGACCACACCAACCUACGGAGACCUGAACCACCUCGUCUCAGCCACCAUGAGUGGUGUCACCACCUGCCUCCGCUUCCCUGGUCAGCUCAAUGCUGACCUCCGGAAGCUAGCCGUCAACAUGGUGCCCUUCCCACGGCUCCACUUCUUCAUGCCUGGCUUUGCACCUCUGACCAGCCGUGGAAGCCAGCAGUAUCGGGCCCUCACUGUGCCUGAACUCACCCAGCAGGUCUUUGAUGCCAAGAACAUGAUGGCUGCCUGUGACCCCCGCCAUGGCCGUUACCUCACUGUGGCUGCUGUCUUCCGUGGGCGGAUGUCCAUGAAGGAGGUAGAUGAGCAGAUGCUCAACGUGCAGAACAAGAAUAGCAGCUACUUCGUGGAGUGGAUCCCCAACAAUGUCAAGACAGCAGUCUGCGAUAUCCCACCUCGUGGCCUCAAGAUGGCAGUCACCUUCAUUGGAAAUAGUACAGCCAUCCAGGAGCUCUUCAAGCGCAUCUCAGAGCAGUUCACGGCCAUGUUCCGGCGCAAGGCCUUCCUCCACUGGUACACAGGUGAGGGCAUGGACGAGAUGGAAUUCACUGAAGCUGAGAGCAACAUGAAUGACCUUGUCUCCGAGUAUCAGCAGUACCAGGAUGCCACCGCAGAAGAAGAGGAGGAUUUCGGUGAGGAGGCUGAAGAGGAGGCCUAAGACAGAGCACCAUCACCUCAGGCUUCUCCAUUCCCUCAGCCUUCUUCCUCAGCUGCCCCUGUCCUCUCCCUCAGAAUUACAUUUUCUGCCUCUGUCUCUUUUUUUCUUUUUUGGAGGGGGAUGGUCCUAGAACACAGUGCCUGGCACAUAAUAGGCGCUCAAUAAAUACUUGUUGUUUGUUGAA